This is a messenger RNA of Durusdinium trenchii, 5696 nucleotides long. NCBI's taxonomy places the organism in Eukaryota, Dinophyceae, Suessiales, Symbiodiniaceae. The record is from the annotation of a GenBank genome assembly.
AGCCUUUUUUUGAGUUCAGAAAACGGGCUCGUGGCAAGCUUUGCCCUGCGAUGACGAUGCGAAGCUGCGUGAUCAGCUUGGUGGUGCCCUUGGUAUGUGGGACAUGCCUUGACAGCGGCAUCCCGCCCUCUGAGCGGAAGAACCUGGAGAAUGCAAAUGGUGACUCCUAUCCUCUUGGCAUCUUCGUUCCGGAUUGGGCUGCAUCAUGGGCAGCCAAUGUUCUGGUGGCAACAAUCGUUGAGGAGAUUUUUGGCUACAACGUGAGCCUUGUGAAGGGCACCGGCACCGUGAGUGGCUUCUAUGCCGUCAGCGGCUGUGUGGAUCCGACCGCGGUGGGCGAUCCUGGCUGUGGCUCAGGAAAUGUCACCAAACAUCACAUUGUGAUGGAGGCUUGGACAGCUGGCUACCCUUUGGUGUGGGAGACGCUUCAGAACGAAUACGCAGGUGUUGCAGCGAAGAACUUGGGAAACAUGGGAUAUGAGGGUCUCACCUCGACCUUCAUUCCGAAGCCCGUGCAACAGGAAGCAUACCGGACGCAGGGAAUGGCCUUGCAAUACUUCAAGUACUGGAAUGCCUCUUGGUACCAGCCUUCCAAAUACUUUGAGUCCAUCUCAGUGAUUCCCUCUGGGCUGACCAAACUCUGCAGCGACUCGACGUCUGUGAUGACUGAUGAUGCAACCAUGCGGAGGCACAUCGUCUUCACAGGAGAUGUUGAUGGCUUGGUCUAUGACAGCACUUCUGAUUCAUAUUCAGCACGCUGUGAUGAUGGUCAUUGGUGGCUUUCACCUUCUUGCCGAUCGAACUCUACACUUUGCGUUCCCUUCAUCACUGGGGGUGUUGGUUGGGGCAUUGAAGAGCUGAUGCAGAAAUCGACCAAAUGGAACAUGCCCAUGGCCCUUGGUGUGGCAGCAUCCUGGAGCGCUUACACGGAGUUUCCCUUUCUGCAUCCGAAAUCUCACUUCUAUUGGUGGAUCCCAGAUCCCACCUUUCUGGAACUGGAGCCGCUUCAGGUGAUCUAUCCACCAACCGACCGAAGAGCUUACAGCAGUGGUGACAUGUCGACUGCAGCAAGUGGCAUUUCUGUUGACAAGCACGUCAGCCGAGACUUGAGCGUUCUGGCACCCAAUGUUGAGAAUUUUGUGAGCAACAUUUUGGUGACCAUGGCGCAAAUGAAUGCGAUUCUCCUCGACCAAAAAAAUACAUCUGAUAGCUGGAGAGAGACAACAUGCCGUUGGCUACGUUCCAAUCAGAAGGUCUGGCAGUCCUGGAUUCCUGAUGAGAGUCAAUGCUUCCCGGGCUUCGGACUUUAUGACACAGGUCUCGAUGACUUCACAGAUCAUCGGGUGAAUGCCUCUAACAAGAUCGUGUGUCAGGCUUGCCCCUCGGGUACCUUCUCACAGCCCUUGGAAGAUUCCAUUGGCGAGACCUACAUCUGUGUACCAUGUGCCAAAGGAAGAAGCCAACCUCUUGGCGCGGCCACAUCGUGCAGUCUUUGCAAAUCAGGCGAGUAUCAGGAUGAGAUUGGGAGCAAAACUUGUAAGCGCUGUGAGAUUGGCCUCUACCAGGACGAACUGGGAGCUGAAAUGUGCAAGAGCUGUCCAGCUUCCACCACGACCCUGGGUUUAGGAUCGGUCAGCCAAAGAGAUUGCGGUUGCAAAAAAGACACCAUCAACAUCGAUGUGUCAGGUUCUUACAAUUGCGUGCCCUGCAGCGAAGGUUUGACAUGUCCACUGGCAUCCACGCUCGCUGACUUGCAAAGCGGCGAAAGCUAUCUCGGCCAGCAGUACACCCCGAAGGUCCAGGAAGGAUACUUCACCACAGUGUUGGCGCCCACCGAGGUAUAUCGAUGCGGAACUGUUGCGGCCUGCCCUGGUGGCAAGCCUGGCUCAUGCAGUGGUGGGCUCACGAACACGCCCUGCGCCCAAUGCCGUCCAGGCGCGACCUGGACUGGAAACCAGUGCGAAGCGUGUGAAGGUUGGCGCCAAGUCCUGUGGGCCAUGGCCGUGGUCGGCAUCUUUGUCUUCCUGGUUCUUUUGUACUACUUAACCUCAAGCAAGGUUACAGCUAAAGCGACCGUGCUGUUUGCCACCACUGCAUCAUUUGGAAUGCUCGUGAUGUCCAUGCAAAACUUGGGGCUCAUUGGUAUGAUGACGAUUGACUGGCCUGUAGAUCUCAAGGGAAUCUUCAGCGUUUGCCAAUUCCUCCUGCUUGACAUUGACAGCUAUGGAUUCAGCUGCAUUGCAGGCUCUGUCGCGCCGAUCCGAUACCUUCUCAGUGCAUUGAUCUUUCCUGUUGGCGUGGCUUGGUUGGGGCUUUGCUAUUUACUUUCUAAACUCCUGCCGGCAAAUCGCCGCUGGAAUGGGUCCAAGACAGUCAGUACUUGCGGAGCUUUUCUUCAAGUCGGAUUUUCCACCAUGUCAGCAACAUCGCUUGCUCCAAUGAUGUGCUACAAGCACCCGAACGGUUUGAGAAGCGUCUUGAAGUAUCCAGACAUCAUUUGCGGAUCUGACGAGCACACAGCUAUGCUUGUCAUUGGUUGGAUUCUGCUUAUUGUCUUUGUGCUGGGCUUUGUCACCUUGUGCACCUUUGCAGUCUAUCAAGUGCCAACUUGGAGUGCUAACCGCAGAGAUCAUUUGGUGGCAGGGAUUCGCUUCUUGGUGUUCAGAUUUCGCCUUGACUCCUGGUGGUUUGGUGUGCCUUUGCUGGUACGAGGGCCUUUGCUCUCUUUGCCGGUGGUUUUGGCCACUGACUAUCCACCAAUCCAAGUUAUCGCCAUUGCUAUGGUCAUGGCUGGCUUGCUGGUUCUGCAGAUGCUCUUCUGGCCGUGGAAGGUGCCCAUGCUGAACUUGACGGACUGCACUGUCUCCUUCUGUAUCACUUUGCUGGUCACCACGUCGAGCUUGCACCUCGAGAUUGUUGAAGGGCCUAUGAUGCAAUUUGCCGAGGGUGUCUCAACCGCAAUGUUGAGUGGCAUUGGCAUUGCACUUGCCAUCAUGGUCUUGAUGACGGGAAGUGCUUUGAUCUAUCGCUCAGCACUGGGAGGGAAGAAGGAGCUUCGUAUGUUCAACCUGGGGUCGGUUCCCACCUCUGCCAAGCUGGCCAAACGGAUGAAGGAGAUGUCUCUGGAGUUGGAGCGCAUGGAGACACAGGACGUUUCACAUUCGCUUGCAGCUUUGGCCAUCUUCGACAUGAACAAAGUGACCACGGCCAUUACCCUUUUGGCUACCGAGGUGGCCCCACCUGCAGAGGAUGCUGUGACUUACAAGUUCAAUCCGCGCAUCAACUCGUCAUCCUUCGACCCGGCGCUCACCAAGAGCAAGAAAUCCUUGCGUUCAAGCCGGUCAUCCGACGUGCAGGCCAAUCCAGUGGAGGAACUCGACAACCAGCCAAAGACCGAUGUUCCUUUGGAGGUCCAAGAGGACAACACCAACAGAUCGCCCGGGACGCCCGGUGAGGACGAUCCAGUUUGAGGAACUCAUGUCACUCACGUGAUCUUAAGUUUCCCUAAAAGUCUAGGAACCAAAUCAUUAGUGCAAGCGCUUCUUCAAGGGGGUGGCGGGGGAGCUUCCUUGAAGAAGCGCGAGCUAUCCUGCGUCCUGUCGGUAGUAGCUAUUUAAACUACUAGCUAGCUACUACGGCCUACCUCCCAAAAGAAAAUGAAAAGACACAUACAGAACUUUGAGUUUCCAGGUGACCUUCAUCUCUUCCAGGCGAUCACGACUGGCCUCCAGCUGCGUCCACCCGACUCGACGAAAGGAUCCCGUGGCAUCGACGAAGGGGAUGAAGGGAUCCGCACUGAUGGCCUUCGCACCGUCUUGGUUGGUGGACUAUCGGUGAUAUAUAUAUAUAUAUAUGUAAUAAUACACACAGAUGUUCUCCUAUAUCAUCAAGGCCCUCUAUUCCAAGGGUGCUACUCUAUUCUAUGCGUUAUGACCCUUGUCCAUUGUCCAUGGUUGAUCAAUAGAGGGAAGACCGGGAGAGGCAAUGCAGAGGAGGUGCCUUGUCAACCAACAAAAAUCGGCAAAGCGAAUGGAUCAAAACAAAAACACGCAAAAAAGGCGCCCAGAAAAUCCCCUGUCUCAUGUGGAAAGGGUGAACUAACAGUGCUCCCGGACCGACAGGUUUCGGCCUUCCCAACGGGUGGGAAACACUCGUUUCGCAGCGAGCGCGGCUGCGCCUGCCACGACUUCGCUGAAAAGCCACGCCUCCGGACGCGUGAAAUGGGCUUCUUUCGCCAGGACGCUUCCGGACGGCAGGACAUUCCGUCAUCCUGGAUCCUGAUUGUGUCUUUGAAAUGUCCUGCCUGCAUCCUCAUCCUUGCUUGCAUUUGAUGGCGGUGAUGGUCCUAUUGAAGGUGAAACGCUUGGUCCUGUUGUGGAAGUCGAGAAAGCCCCUUUCGAUGAGGAACUCCUCGCUGUCGAUGUGCUGUCAGUGGGUGUUCCAAACGAAUCAAUCCAGGCUGUGCGGAUCCGUUUGGUGCCUAACUCUCUUGUAGCUUAUGGCAUCUCUCACUUGGACCAUUUGGGCAGUGCGAUCCUUGAGCCCAAAGCAGCUUUACAGGCAGCGAAUUAGUGGCAUUUUGAUUCUCCAAAGUGCCAGCUUUGUCGCAAUCCACCCUAAUUUCGCAGAAAUUGAAAUUGAGUGGCCCUAGUCAAGACUCUUUCCACAAAAUCUUCAGGUUUUCGGAAUUCGGACCAGUUUCUUUGUCACUACUAGUGCGCCGUGCGCGUUUUCGGAUGUUACUUUCGUUCUUCAAACCGACCUGGCCACGACCUGGUUGGUGGCUUUCCAAGAUGGCUUUCAACUUUCAAGCAAUUUUUGGCAUCCAGCAGUCACAGAUAGGGUGCUAGUGCUGACCAUGGAGGUUAGGGGUGCCCCUGUCACGUCCACUCACUGGAUGGGACGAACAACACCACCCCGUCGACUCCUGUUUGAAAGCAACUAACAUGACCGUCGUGGCGUGAACUUUUUUUCACACCCUCAUCGCUGCCGGUCGCUGCCGGUCUUCAUCCACCCAGGUCGCGCGGCCAAGAGGUGCUCCAGUCCUCCUGGCUCUGAGCGCAACGCAGCGAGUUCAAGCUGCCGGUGGAGUUGGUUGCCCGAAGCCGUUGGUCGUUUUUCAGCUUGUUCUGGGUUUGUUUCUUGGAACAAGCUGCUUUUUUGGUUUAAGGUUUGGACAACUGGUCAUUUUUGGGGUUUUGUUCGUUUUGCGAGAAUGCGUGGGCAAAAGAUGUUUCAGUUGCCAAGACUCUGCAGAAGAUUGCAGAUACGAACGCGCCACAGGGUGUGAACCUCCACAGUUUCUUCCUGCCAGAUUGUACUCUGACUCGUCCCGUUGUAGAUGGUCAGGGCCCCUGAAGAAGCCUCACAGAUUCGCACUGCUUGGCUUUUGAUCACUCCUGAGAUAGCUUCACAUGGCCUUGGUGUCUAAGCAUUCUGUAAGCCCUGGUCAUUUGGAUACGUCCUAAGCUGUGAGGGGUCUUGAUUCAGUGGCAUUAGAUGGUAUUAGUAUGUCCUUGUUUCUGAUGGGCUCUGCUCAGGACCAAGCCUCAUUUUUCUUCGCAAAUCAAUUCCCAAAUUGCUUGUUUGCGCUCACCGGGCGACUAUCCACUGAACUGGAGCCACUUCGAUUUGGAACAAAGUUCCCGCAAGUUCGUUAAUGCUUGUGGUGUCAGAACCUCUGAGUCGCAUCCAGG